This is a messenger RNA of Perkinsus marinus ATCC 50983, 651 nucleotides long. RefSeq names its product Tubulin--tyrosine ligase, putative. NCBI's taxonomy places the organism in Eukaryota, Perkinsozoa, Perkinsida, Perkinsidae. The transcript has 5 exons. Gene Ontology annotation, biological process: protein polyglutamylation; microtubule cytoskeleton organization. Gene Ontology annotation, cellular component: cilium. The record is from RefSeq and is a predicted model, not a curated record. Gene Ontology annotation, molecular function: tubulin-glutamic acid ligase activity; tubulin binding. The annotation marks the transcript as partial.
GCCCAUGAGAAGCAUCCUUCCUGGCUAUGGAUUGUGAAGCCACCUUCGCAGUCCCGAGGACGGGGAAUCUUCAUACUGCGUGAUCUGGAAGAUUUACCAACCGACUCUUCAUGCGUUAUCAGCCGCUAUAUUGUCGAUCCUUACCUCAUCCAGGGCUAUAAGUUUGACCUCCGAGUCUAUGUCCUGGUCACCGGCUUUGACCCACUGCGGGUGUAUUUAUAUCGGGAAGGGCUCACUAGGCUGGCCUGUAGUCCCUUCACAGUGAAGACUGCGGAGGACCUGCAGAACAAAUACGCCCACCUCACCAACUACUCUAUUUGUAGGAGCUCCGACGAUUAUGUCGAGAACAGAGAUGCAAGGGUGGACCACUAUGGUCAUAAGUGGAGCCUAUCGGCUCUCAAUAGGCAUUGCUCUUGCAGUGGCCUUGACGUGUCUGAGGUCUGGGGCUCUAUCAUUGAUAUCAUACUGAAGACUCUUGUGGCAUCCGGAAGGUUCGGGCAGAUUGGUCAGAGUGGCGUGGGCAGGCGGGCGGCUCCGUCUUGUUUUGAGCUCUUUGGUUUCGACAUUUUGUUGGACUCCAAGCUUAAGCCAUGGCUUAUCGAAGUAAAUCUGAGCCCCAGUCUCGUGGCUGAUACACCUCUUGAUCGGAAG